Messenger RNA from Paramisgurnus dabryanus, 5635 nucleotides. RefSeq names its product pleckstrin homology-like domain, family B, member 2b (gene phldb2b). Gene Ontology annotation, biological process: regulation of microtubule cytoskeleton organization. Gene Ontology annotation, molecular function: protein binding. The record is from RefSeq and is a predicted model, not a curated record. Gene Ontology annotation, cellular component: basal cortex. NCBI's taxonomy places the organism in Eukaryota, Metazoa, Chordata, Actinopteri, Cypriniformes, Cobitidae.
CAUUCCAGAUCGCAGCGGAGUCGCCGCUGGACAAAUGCGACAGGACUGCGCCUUUUUAGUCAGCGAUGAUUCACAGGAUUUGUUUCUUUUUCAUCAGUUUAAGAUUUCAUGUAACUUUUGGAGGAAAAGUUUGUUUCACACAAAGGAAAUAAGAAACAGAUUCCUGUCAUUUGAAAAGCGCACAGGAUAUUUGGAGAAGACCGUUGCGCACCUUUGGAAAGUCUCUACAAUGACAGACAUCGCAUCGGCAAUGGACACAGAGACAAGCUGCUCAGCUAGUGUUCUCGAACCAGAAUCAGAUCAAAGUCUUGAUUGUCCUAAGAGUCCGCCCCUGGAUUUGAUUGACACAGGAAAAGCACUGAAGGUACAAACAGCCACCCCUCACCUGGUCAGCCUGGGCAGCGGAAGACUCAGUGUUGCCAUUACUCUGUUACCUUUAAAGGAGGGAGUGACACGCAUAGGUCGUGAUGAUGCCCCUGUGCCUCAGGACAUCAGUAUUGAAGGACCUGGAAUUGAAGCAGAACACUGCAGAAUCGAGAACAAAGGAGGGAUUAUCACUCUUGACCCCUGUGGACACCUGUGUUCACUCGAUGGCGUUCCGGUCACCAGACCCACACAACUUACACAAGGUUACACUCUCUGUCUGGGUAAAUCCUAUAUAUUUCGUUUUAACCACCCGGAGGAGGCCAACCGAAUGAAAAGCAUGCUGCCGCAGAAGAGCCCCGUAUCUCCGCUGGUGUACAGCACAGAUUAUCUAAAAUUCAGCAGUGACUUUAGUAACUGUCUUGGUGGAACCAGCACCAGGGGGAUGCGCUCCGUCUCUGAGCUGCGAGAUUUGAUGGACACUUUACAGAAAAAGAAACAGGCACUGGAGAACAGCUUACGGGCCAACGGCGACUCUAAUCCCUCCUACUUCAGCAUGACACAGUCUCCGCCCACUACACCUAAUUUGUUGUCACCUGUCACCACGUCCUCCCCAACGCCAUCCUAUCAGGAACAAGCCAGGCGGUUGUAUAACUCAGAUCGUCCUCCACUGGGAAUCAAAUUUCCAGCCCAUUCACCCAACAGUAUGCCUCCAUCUCCCCGCCGCUCCGACUCGCGACCUAUGACGCGUAACACAUCUCAGGAUAGUAUACUCAACAAUACGUCGGAAAGCCGCCGUACCCCGACCACAGGAUCUGCUCUGUCAAUGUGGAAUGGCUCAUCCACCAGUGCUGCCAGUUCCCUCCCCCCAACACCAGUGGGCGGUAGUGGGGCAGCCAGCAUGCCCUCCAGCCCCCGCCUGGCUCGCCGAUUCCCCACCCCAGACACAGGCCGCAACGGAGGACUCGACCCUUCUCCACGGCAAAGAAAGUAUUCAGCUGGGUCACUUACUGGCAUGAGCUCACACAGUCGCUCUCUACCACGCCUUUAUCGACCUGCCGAUAGCCAGCUCACCCUACCUCCUACCUACCGAUCUCCAGACGGCCAGCUUUCUCGCCCAACUGGCAUCCCUGAGGUUAAUCACCAGAACGGCCUCCAAUCCGAGGUGGUCUCCAUUUCCCUGUCCACUAGAUCUGGUACCAAACAGACCGUAGCCCCUCCUGAUGUCACCAUGACCUCAGAAGAGACCACCAGUCCUCGCCAAGCCAAGAAGGUGAGUUUGACCUCUGUCAGCUCUUGUUCAGAAUUGGAUCAACAAGGCCUACGUGGUCCCUCUCCUGCUCUGGAGUUUAGUUUCGGGGAGAGGAGGCAAUCGUUCGGGAAAGCAGGGCUUGGACCGCAUGGAGGCUUUCGGGAAAGGAAGGGCAGCAUCAGCUCUCUGAGUGGAAAAGAAGAACUUCAAGACUACCAUCAAAGACAAAGAGAUGAAAGACUGCGGGAACAGGAAGUGGAGAGGCUGGAACGUCAGCGUUUGGAGACUAUAUUGAGUCUGUGCUCAGAAUUGGGCCGUGCCGAGCAGAGCAAAACUGGUGCGGCCGUCGCAGACUUGCAGAAGAUCAACAAGGAGCUGGAAAAAUUACAGGUGUCGGAUGACGAGUCCGCAUUUUCGGAUUCUGCCAGUUUUUCUACCGAGAACGACUAUGGGUCCAAAGCCCGGGAGAAACAGGGCAGUGAGGAGAGACCGGUACGGCAGCGCCAGAAUAGUGGACACAAGGAAGUGAGGGCGGAGUCAGGAGCUGUUUUUGGCUCCGCCCCCACACCAUCUCCUCGGCUGAUACGGACAAACAAGGCGUCUGAGGACGACGCACAGUUAACGCUGGAAGUGAGACGUAUCGAGGAGGAAAGGAUCCAGGUCCUGAAUAAUAUGGAAGAACUGGAGCAGAAGAUCAAAGACCUGGACAACCAAAUGGAGGAGUCCAUUAGAGAGCUGGAAGUGGAGCGUGCUCUGUUGGAAGGUGAGCAGGAUUCAGAGAUUGCUCAACUGCAGCAAGAGAGAGAUGCUUUGGAGCAACUUAAAGACAAGAUGGCUGACAUCGAAAACAAAGCACAGACGGAAAAAUCUCAGGACAAAGUCAAGCUAGAUGCAGAGCGGGUAAAGUUAGAUCACCUGGUGAAUCUGCUAGCAGAGCAGAAGACUCAGUUGGACUCCUGCCCUGAAGCCCUGAAAGAGCAACUUCAGCUGCAGCUCAGCAGGGAUGCAGAAACCCUGGAGGUGGAGACCAAGCGUUUUGAAGAUCUUGAGUUUCAACAGCUGGAACGAGAGAGUCGUCAGGAUGAGGAGAAGGAGAUGCAGACUCGGCAGAUUCUCAGAGAGAUCGCGGAUUACCAACGUAGCACCGUCACACGAAAGGAGAGGCUCCUGGCCCUGAAGAAACAGUACGCACAAAUUUCCCAGCAAGCUCAGCGGGACAAGGAGAACUUCCUGAAAGAAAAGAGUAAUCUUCAGAUGAUGCUACGGCGGGAAAAGGAGCAUCUUGUCAACUUAGAGAAAAGAUAUUCAGAUCUCACAGGGACAUUGGGCUUUCCUGUUAGUCCCAACAGUAUGAAAGAGGACUGCGUCCAAUUGGCUGACGUUUGUCUGCCUCAUAGUGAAUCUCGCCAUGCCCACAAAACUCAGUCUGCGCUUCCUGCCGACCUGCUGAUGUUUUCUUCCCUUCUUUCCUCUCUGUCUAUCAAAAACGCAGAGGGCUAUGUCACAGUCAAUGAGCUCAAUGAACUGUACUCUCAACUGGGGGUAGACCCCACCCCAGCCCCCCUCCCUACCCAAGCCGAGCUCUCCCCUGACGCCCCUGCCACAGAGACUGAAGCCAAUCCUGCCGAGAGCACUGCCCUACCAGGAGAGGGUGAGCUCCUUUCUCCUUCCUGUUCACUACUUCCCUUCAAUUCUCCUUCCUCUUCCACUCCAUGCUCUCGCCCCAACCUUAAAUCUCCCUCUGUGCACUGGCCUGAGGACUUAGCGACCUUCCUCAACCCUUCUCCUUCUCCUCCUCCUCUACCUGCCAAAAAACAGCGUCGCCACAGGCAGCAUUUCCGCACACUAGAGGAAAGGAAACGGUACGGCAAGGAGGGUGGAUCUCAUUUGAGUGACACUCUUCCUAGGAAGAAGACCCAGCCCACUGUGACUCCACAGUUUACAUGCGCCACACUUGGUCGUAACGUGCCCAGCAAAUCUCAUCCGCCUUUAGCUCAAAGCUCCAGUUGUGGAAGCGUGUUGAACCGAGCUCUCGCCAUCUCUCCCAAAGAGACACAAAUGGAAACACACCGUCUGCACAAGGGACACAGCCAGCAACACAUCGGUGAGGACCACAGAACAAGGUCGGAUAAUCUCAGCGGUCGUGCAUCCUCGCAGACAAACGUUUAUCUUGACUCAUUCGGUUAUCAAGACAACGGCCGUACCUUCGACACGCUGAGCGUGGACAGCUCAGAUAGCAUGGACACAAGCAUCUCCGCCUGCUCACCCGACAAUGUCUCGAGUGCCAGCACCAACGUUUCGAAGAUGGAAGAGAUGGAACGUCUUCUCCGAGAGGCUCAGGUGGAGAGAAACAGGCUCCUGGAGCACAGGGAGAGAGAGAUGGAGAGCAAGAGUCGAGCCCUUGAGGAGGAAAGGAGGCGGCGAGAGGAGCUGGAAAAGAGAUUGCAGGAAGAAACCAGCAGGAGGCAGAAACUCAUCGAGAGAGAGGUGAAGCUCCGCGAGAAACAGCGAGCACAGUCUCGUCCGCUAACACGCUACCUACCGGUAAGAAAGGAUGACUUUGACCUUCGCGCCCACAUCGAUUCAGCCGGCCACAACACCGAGACCUGUUUCCACGUAUCCAUCACAGAGAAAACCUGCAGGGGCUUCCUUAUUAAGAUGGGGGGCAAAAUCAAAACCUGGAAGAAGCGCUGGUUCGUCUUUGACCGCAACCGGAGGACCUUGUCCUACUAUUCAGAUAAACAUGAGGCGAAACUAAAAGGAGUCAUUUAUUUCCAGGCCAUAGAGGAAGUGUAUUAUGACCAUUUAAAGAGUGCACACAAGAGUCCAAACCCGUCUCUAACGUUCAGUGUCAAGACUCAUGAUCGCGUGUACUACAUGGUGGCACCCUCACCCGAGGCCAUGAGAAUCUGGAUGGAUGUUAUCGUAACGGGAGCGGAGGGAUACACACAGUUCAUGAUUUAAGACGUUGUCCGGCAUCAAUAGGGGAGGACCGUGUGCAACGUAUGAAUUUGUUGGACUGAUCUUUUGUUAUUAGUCUUCUAUUUUUAUUAGCUUUAUUUUUGAUCUGAUCUCAAUCCACAGUGUUUGGACACUUCUCGGCUGCCUUAGUACUUAACUUGAACUUUUACUUGGCAGCCCAGAUGAUGGAGCACAUAUCCUAUUAUUACAACUGUGUGUGUGCGUGUGUGUGUGUGUGUGUGUGUGUGUGCGUGCGCGUGUGUGUGUGAAUGUUUCUGUGUCGUUUCUGUUUCUUUUAAGUGUGUGUAUAGAGCAAAAUGUGUUAUGUGAUAUUCAGUGCCAGUGUGCCACCGUUGUGUGUGGUCUGUUUGUUACCUUGUGUACAGGACCUCAGGGACACACACAUUAUAUCCAUAAACAGUUGUCAGCUGUUCUGCCAAAGAUGAAAACACAACGUCCACAUGCUGUAGAGAGGUUUUGUAUAGACUCAUGUGGUUCAGUGCCUUCAGUGUUAUCCAUUUAUACUUCAUAUGAUAAAUAAUCAACGGUGCUAUACGACAUGCAAACAUGUGAUGCAGUUAUUAUAAUGGUUUUAUAUCUUCUGUAACACUAAAGAUGCUUGAAAUUCAAGUAUUACAGAGUAUUACAUCCUGUUUGUUUUGAAUAUGUUUUGUUAUAGCACAUAUAGGAAUAUGGACUGUAUUCACUACGUUUGGCCCAUUUUUAGGCUAUGGUUACUUGUAUUUUAUCUCCACAUAUCCCAGAAAUGCUUUUGGUAAAUAGAUGUAAUUUGUAUUUUUCUUCUGGCCUUUACAUUUAUUCCAACAAUGUCCUUUAUUUCUUCAUAUUAACUUUAUAGUCUUUGAUCACCAGGGGGCGACAGACAUCUAAUGCAUUUACAUGUACUCACAUGCGAGUCAUAAGCUUUAAUCUGUGAAUUAGACAGUAGUAUGUUGAAUAUCGUGUGUUAAUACUCUUUUGUGAUAAAUAUUUAUAUUUUACCGUGCAUGUGCCUUAAUUUUUGCAUAUGCAAAAUAAAGCAAAUGUAUAUUGUUAUGA